AUGAACGCAUUUGACAGCAACGUGCUGUAUAAUAAGCUGUGGAGCUUGGAUCAAACAGAAGCUCGAAUCAGGGAUGCGUCACGCUAUAUUGGUUCGUUUCCAUAUAAUGCCAAAGAAUCCUAUCAAGUGUGGGAAGAAAACUUCAGAUAUUGUAAAGAAGAACGUAAACUAUUGUUUUUGUUUGAUGCAAAUAAAAUGAAUGAGAUUGUAGAUAUGUCCUGA
Molecule: messenger RNA, 222 nt
Organism: Blastocystis hominis
Lineage: Eukaryota; Bigyra; Opalinata; Blastocystidae
Exons: 3
Coding region: 1-222 (73 amino acids)
Source: RefSeq, a predicted model, not a curated record